This is a messenger RNA of Saccharomycodes ludwigii, 534 nucleotides long. It is a transcript of the gene RPL6A, whose product is annotated as 60S ribosomal protein eL6. Lineage: Eukaryota; Fungi; Ascomycota; Saccharomycetes; Saccharomycodales; Saccharomycodaceae. Gene Ontology annotation, molecular function: structural constituent of ribosome; RNA binding. Gene Ontology annotation, biological process: ribosomal large subunit assembly; cytoplasmic translation. Gene Ontology annotation, cellular component: cytosolic large ribosomal subunit; ribosome. The transcript is spliced from 2 exons. The coding region runs from base 1 to 534 and encodes 177 amino acids. The record is from RefSeq and is a predicted model, not a curated record.
AUGAGUGCCCCAAAAGCUCAAAAGUGGUAUCCAGCCGAAGAUAUUAAGACUCCAAAGAAGGUCAGAAAAGCUUCUCAUCCACAAAAAUUACGUGCCUCUUUAGUUCCAGGUACUGUUUUGAUUUUGUUGGCUGGUCGUUUCAGAGGUAAGAGAGUUGUCUACUUGAAGCACUUAGAAGACAAUACUUUGUUGGUUUCUGGUCCAUUUAAGGUUAACGGUGUUCCUUUGAGAAGAGUUAAUGCUCGUUAUGUUAUCGCUACUUCCACCAAGGUUUCUGUUGCUGGUGUUAACGUUGAAAAGUUCGAUGUCGCUUACUUUGCCAGAGAAGAAUUGAACAAGAAACAAAAGAGUGAAGCUAAGUUCUUUAACGAAGAUCAACCAAAGAAGGAAGUUGCUGCCAAGAGAGUUGAAGAUCAAAAGGUUGUUGACAAGGCUUUAUUAGCUGAAAUCAAGAAAACUCCAUUAUUGAAACAAUAUUUGGCUGCCUCUUUCUCUUUGAAGAGCGGUGACAAGCCACAUUUGUUGAAAUUUUAA